AUGAGUACAGAUGACGGAUUCAGUUCUGAUGAAGAAAGAAAAGAAGAAGAAGUAAUUUUAUUAGCUUUAUUGUUGAAUCGAAAAAGAAAAAUUUGGGUCCAUAACAUUAAUAAAAAAAGAAAUGUAUUUGGCGAAUUCCAUCACUUGCUUGACGAUUUGGAAGAUCGUUUUUAUACCUACUUUCGAAUGAGUGAGGAAUAUUUUGAAGAAUUGCACUGCUUGUUAAAGCACAAACUUCGUAAGAAGAAUACUAACUGGAGGAAAGCAAUAGGAACAAGAGAAAGACUUGCAAUUUACUUAAGAUAUUUGGCAACGGGCGCCUCGUAUAGCAGUAUAGCAUUCUCUUAUAGAGUGGGAGUAACUACCGUGGCAACAAUAGUAAAAGAAACUUGUGAGGUGAUUUGGACAGUACUGCAGCCUUUGUAUAUGCCCACACCCACUGACGAAACUUGGAGGAAAAACGAGCUCGGAUAUAGACAUAAUAUGAAAUAUCCUAAUUGCGUGGGUACGAUCGAUGGCAAGCAUGUUUAUCUUAAAUGCCCGCCUAACAGUGGCACUGCAUUUUAUUGCUAUAAGAAAAGGUUCUCCUUAAUACUACUUGGUGUUGUCGAUCCCAAUUACAUGUUUACUGUGAUUGAUGUCGGUGGAUAUGGAAAAGAUAGUGACAACACUAUAUUUGAAAAUUCGGCAUUUUAUCGUGAAUAUAUUCUUGGAAAAGAAAUCCUACCACCUAAACCACUUCCCGGUUUCAAUGAUCCUAUGCCUCACGUACUUCUAGGGGAUGAAGGUUUUGCUUUAGAAAAAUAUAUCAUGCGGCCAUACGAUAAACGAAGUGCUAUGAGAAAUGAGGAUAUGAAAACCUAUAACAGUUACCAUAAUAGGGCAAGAAGAAUAUCUGAAAAUGCUUUCGGCAUUCUCGUACAAAAAUGGAGAAUAUUCCAUACACCGAUAGAAUGUGGAAUAAAUACAGCUUGUUCUUUAGUAAAGAGUGCGUGCUGUUUACACAAUUUUCUAAGAAGCAAGAAUAUUGUAACCUGGAGUGAAUGCCACACAUUUGAUACAAGUACAAUAUCAUUAUCGGCUGUAACACCCCUAAGACCAAAUAUUCGAAGAAGCAACACGGAGGCUUUCAGAGUACGAGAACAAUUCAAGACUUAUUUUAACGUUACAUAA
Molecule: messenger RNA, 1173 nt
Organism: Melitaea cinxia (Glanville fritillary)
Lineage: Eukaryota; Metazoa; Arthropoda; Insecta; Lepidoptera; Nymphalidae
Product: protein ALP1-like
Exons: 2
Coding region: 1-1173 (390 amino acids)
Source: RefSeq, a predicted model, not a curated record